Messenger RNA from Mytilus californianus (California mussel), 1251 nucleotides. RefSeq lists its product as uncharacterized. The record is from RefSeq and is a predicted model, not a curated record. NCBI's taxonomy places the organism in Eukaryota, Metazoa, Mollusca, Bivalvia, Mytilida, Mytilidae. The transcript has 2 exons. The coding region runs from base 200 to 763 and encodes 187 amino acids.
CUUCAUUGCAUUACUGCAUUGUAGGCAUUUUUGUACAUCACUUGAAGACAGAAGCGUGUGUUACUUUCGAUUCAAGAGAUAAUCCUUUUGCGAUUGAAGUGAAAAUUAGCAUGUAAACUAUAUAGUUAUAUAAAGUUAUAUCUUACCUGGAAUAUUCCAUAUAUUGAUUUGUGAGUGAAUUGGUAUAUGGUUACAUAAAAUGACAUCACCAAAAAUGCACGACCCGUUGUUCCAUUUCGAAACUCAUUUCCCAGAAAGAUUAUCACGACUUCAUUUAAAUCCAGAAUUUUGCCCACAGGUACAGUCAAGGGCUGGCAGACGAUCUCGUGCACAGCGGAAGUGUGGAAGAUACAAGACGCAGCCUAUUACCUUUGACGAAAUUACGGAAGUUGACGAAGAAAACGUCCAAGACGAACCCAACGAGGACAAUAUUAAGCAAUUGCAGGAAUUUUCGCGUUCAAUGGACGGUUUAGUAAUCAAAACCGCUAAAAGUUCUAGGAGACAUCAUGCAAAAUGUGAUUUAAGUAUACCGGAAGACAGAAAUAACAAUAGAAAGCAAGAUUCAGUGCAAUCAAGAUUGCAAACAGAAAGUUUAAAAGACAACAAAGAAAAUCAUCCAAAAAUGAAAAAUCAAAAUGGGGAACCUAUUGGCCUGCCACCUACUGGUCUUAAUCCUUCACGUGAUCCGCGAAGACAAAGAAUAACCGCAAAGGCAAAACGUCGUCAAAUGACGGAUGAAGCGCAAAAAGACCAAGACACAUAGUUUUGGAUGUUCUCUAAUAUAUGUUAAUAUUGUGGAUAAAUAUUAUUUUUAUACAUAUACUGUGCGUUUGUGUUCGCUGUCAACAAAGUUGUAAAUGUUGCUUUAGAUUAGUGAGGAAAAUGAAUCCAAAUACAUCGUGAUGCUUAUUGUUACACGUCAUGAAUAAUAACUCAACAGACUGAGAAUUUUUUUAUAAUGUAUUUCAGGAACAAAGACAUUCUUGUAUGUAUUAUAACUCUCAGACGCAGAAUAUCUUGUGAAGACAUACCUUUUUGUAAACGAAUGCAAAUUGUGAUAGAAAUACUAUAUAAGAAAAAAGAAAUGAACAUUUUUAAUGUUAUUAAUUAAAAGGAAAGUGUAAUUUAAAAUUGUAUUUUGAAUCAAAUAUUUAUUUUUCUGUCGUCAAACUGAUGAUCAUUGACACGUGAUACAGAGUCCAAUAGUGCACUAACUAAUUCAACUCCUGAAAUAUUAAAGCAAAAACUACA